This is a messenger RNA of Bombus huntii, 9461 nucleotides long. RefSeq names its product disintegrin and metalloproteinase domain-containing protein 10-like. Bases 2242 to 5238 code for a protein of 998 amino acids. Gene Ontology annotation, biological process: membrane protein ectodomain proteolysis; Notch signaling pathway. Gene Ontology annotation, molecular function: metalloendopeptidase activity. The record is from RefSeq and is a predicted model, not a curated record. NCBI's taxonomy places the organism in Eukaryota, Metazoa, Arthropoda, Insecta, Hymenoptera, Apidae. Gene Ontology annotation, cellular component: plasma membrane. The transcript is spliced from 17 exons.
GCAGCCCGGCAGUCGUUCGGGGUGGUUUCGGCGCAGUAGUACACCGCGAGCAUUCCACGAGCUUGUACACGCGUGCUCGCGUUCCUACUCGUCCCUCUUGACUCCGCGUCGCGUCAUUCUUUCGCGACACGUGAUGAUUCUUAUUCUCCACAUCGUCUUCACGCCGUAAAAAGAUUUGCCUUUCUUUCCUGCGAGCUUCAAUUUUCGCGUGACGUCAAAAUUUGUCGGUGGUGAGCAUUCAUGCCGAUUAGAAAACGACGUAUGGAGCGGCUCGUGCUUCGAGACUGGUUUCUCGGAGAUUCCUGUACUCAACGACGCUGACGAGACUCGUUCGGCUGUGCAUAGGAGCUGCUUGCACGUCGGCACGCAUCGCUGGAAACAACCGCGAAUGUUGUUGGCCGAACUGUGGACAAGCUGUGGAGCGUUGAUCAUCGGCAGUUCCUUUGAACGGUGAAUGCCGCUUUAAUAACCAGUCAACCACGCGAAGUAUUUCAUUAGAGGCCGGAGAUCCUGGUGGUGUUGAAGGGACAGGGACGAAGAAGGAUGGGCGUGUUGGCGUCGCGUGAUACGAAUCCACGAGUUUAGAGGAACCAGAAGCUUCCCUUUGACGCCGUUCUCUCGUCUGGCGAGAAAGGAAGUACGAUGUAGCACGAUUCCGCUACGACCAGAGGCUACGGAAAGUUUAAUAAGUGUCCGCUCGCUGUGACUACUACUUACACAUGUUCCGGUGUCAUCCCAUCGUCAACGGAGAUUUCUAUCGAUGUAACUGAGCUGUCUCCUUCAAGGAUAAAGGUUUCACCUUGAUCCAGGGAUGCAUCAGUCAAGAAGUAUCUCAUUCUCUGCCAGUUCGGUUAUCGAACGUUCGCCAGCGGCAAUAGAACGAGGGAGAUGUAGUCAGACAUCGACAUCGCUACAGUUUCAUCGACUUUGACGUAUUCCAAGUGUUUAGACUCGAUUCGAGUAGGUGUAGAUUCUAGAACGCUGAUAGAUGAAACACGAGAAUGACAAUAACGUCGAACAGAUAGAGAUAUAUCGACUAGAAUCUAGGUCGUUAAUAGAGUUACAAUGGAUACGACCGAAGAGACUACAUAAUCACAUAGACGUCUGAAGCCUGAAAACCCGUCCAGUUUUUCCACUAAAAUCAAGCAAGCGGAGUUCAAAUGUGGCUCAACGUCAAUCGUUGGUUCUCCAUCGACGUGACAGUGACUUUUGGCAGAAUUUCCAACGGGUGGGUCGUGAUGCUCGACAGAUCGGUUUACGAAUCCAUUGCCUCCUCGAAACAGUCUCGUGCAUCCUGUUCUUUCCACUCUCCGCUGCCUCGAAGUGGAAUUUAUUUCCAAUCUGUAUUUCCAGCCUGUAGAAACGCGACCGGGGUGCUAGCUACGUAUGCACGGUCCGUAGGAACACGGAACUCGAUUCGACGAAAUAACACGUGGCUAGGGAUCAGCAGCCGGGGAUCAGCCUCACCUCUCACGAGAAUAGAUCUGCGAAACGUACUCUAAUUCUUCCUUCGGCUUGACGUUCCAUUCUUCGAAGAACGUCGAUAUUCUAACGACAGACAGAAAUGGUACUUCGAUAAAAUAUAGUACUGGUAAAUAUAGGUGCAAAGACAAGUUAACACCAGACGAUACUCUCACAGUUGAAAGAACACAGUAACGACCUGAUUCGCAGUGGUUUUCGACUAAUUCAGUGGCGUGCUUAAAAAGCUUUCAGUGAGAAGACAGCGCGCACCGUUCGCGUGAAGUCAGUUGCAGCGCAAAAAGGGGGUGGAGCUGUAGAGACUAUGAUACCAGUUUGAUAACGUGGGUCAGAGACUCGGUGCACGGUCGCGAGCAGCUACGUCCGUGUCUGGCCCGGCCAGCCGUGUUCAUCCUUCUGGUAAGCAAGUCAGGUUGGUUGGACGAGAGUUCGAGGAGACUCGAAACAAGGAACGAACGAUCGAGAGAGUGGAAGAGAGAGAGAAGGCAGAAGUUGCAGACGAGGAAAGCAAGGAAUACACCAGGUCAGAGAGAAUGCAGAGAUUAUAGAGAGUCUGUACGUGUGUGUCAGGGUAAAGAAGAAGAGGGUCAACUGGUAAAGUAAGAGACAAAGAAGGAGCAAAAGGGAUUCGUAGGUGAAAAAAGAGAAGAAGAGAACAACGGACUGCAACGUGAACGUAGAAGUUAAAGAAGAGGAGGGGGUGGCGGAGGAAGAGGAAGAGGUGAGAGGACAAGCAGGCAAGUUUCCGUCUGUCCAAAGUGGAUGGGGGUGAAAAUGUUCGGAGUGUUGCUGGCAUGUGUCUGGCUGGUUGCCGGCUCCCCGUUACAUCCCUGGCCGCUAAUACCGCACAAAGCGAUCAUUCCUGGAUCGUACAUCAGACACUAUAGCGCCGUUUGGUACGACACGGCUGCUCUAAGGGAACAUCGCAGCAGAAGUCGUCGUGACACUUCAGCUUCCGGGCAUCCGGGAGACGCGACGCUGAAUCUACGUCUUCACGCUCUCGACAGGGUCUUUAAGAUGAGGCUUACGAGGGAUACGAGCUUAUUCGAUGAAAACGUGGUCUUCGAGGGAUCGAAUGGUCGACAAAUUGCAUUCGAUCCAUUGCACGCCUACAGCGGAACCCUUGAGGACGAUGAGAACUCGUCGGUACAUGGAAUCGUAACAGAAGAGGGACUGUUUGAUGGAACUAUCUUUACAGCAUCCGACGAAAUCUAUAUCGAACCAACCAGCAGAUAUGCUCCCCUCGUAUGCCAUCGACAAGAUGGCGAAGAUAAAGAUACAACAGACGCUGUACAUCACCAUACGAUCGCGUAUCGUUCCGUGGACGUGAAUGUCCCACGUAAUAAUGGGUAUCCAUGCGCCAGUGAGCUUUUGCGAGAGAACACGUUAAAUGAAUUAAGGACGAACAGGACGUGGAGUGGAUAUCUCGGGGACACAAUGCGGCCGCUUUAUCAACACCUGAACGAGGGGAACUCCCGCGCCAAGCCGGGCUUCUAUCCGAAAGACGUUAGGAAGAAAGACCCCACGGCGAGCUCGCACAAUUUAGAGUUACUCGAUAGAUUGUACAGGGAACGAUAUUCUCGAGUGCUCCGCAAAAGGACGUCCGUGGAUCCGAAGAAAACCACUUGUAUGUUGUACCUGCAAGCGGAUCACACGUUCUUCAAUCAUUAUAAAUCUGAAGAGGCCAGUAUCGAGGUGAUGACUCGGCAUGUACAGCGUGUCAACUCAAUUUAUAGAUAUACAGAUUUCAAUCAGGAUGGCCAGCCAGACAAUAUUAGCUUCAUGAUAAAACGCAUUAAAGUUCAUAGUGACGAUGCACUGAACGAUCCAAGCUACAGAUUCACUGGGACUUAUGGGGUUGAAGAAUUUCUUGAGCUGUUUUCCGAAGAGGACUAUGACGCGUUCUGUCUAUCGUACAUGUUCACGUACCGCGACUUUGAGAAGGGAACUUUGGGCUUGGCAUGGACUGGAGAUCUGAAAAAUGCUGGCGGAGUUUGCGAGAAAAACGGGCACUACAGGGGUAGCAUGAAAUCGUUGAACACCGGUAUAAUCACCCUCCUGAACUACGGCAAACACGUACCACCGACGGUUUCUCACGUCACCCUCGCACACGAGAUCGGUCACAACUUCGGAUCCCCUCACGAUCCGGACGAGUGUUCGCCCGGAGGAGAAGACGGAAAUUUCAUAAUGUUUGCUAGAGCUACCAGCGGGGACAAACGAAAUAACAAUCGCUUCAGUCCGUGCAGCUUGGUCUCCAUAAAUCCCGUUUUAAAUGCCAAGGCCCGUUCGUCCAAGGGAUGCUUCGCCGAGCCCCAAAAUGCCAUCUGCGGGAACGGCGUUGUGGAGGAUGGCGAAGAGUGUGAUUGCGGAUGGGAGGAGGACUGCAACGACCCCUGUUGCCACCCUCAACGGCUUCAUCAUGCCCUUCACGAGGUACCUUGUCGUCUUGCCGAUGGUGCAGUAUGCAGUCCCAGUCAGGGCCCUUGUUGCACAUCCGGCUGUACUCUGCGCAACGGCGAUAAGUGCAGGGACGACAACGGUUGCAGGGACGCGAGCUUUUGCGACGGCCGUGGUCCCCAGUGCCCGCCAUCCAUCAACAAGCCCAACAAGACCAUAUGCAACGAGGAAUUCGUCUGCUACAUGGGGGAAUGCACCGGCAGCAUUUGCCUGGCUUAUGGCUUGGAAUCCUGUCAGUGCAUCGCAGGGCCCGUGGAUCCCCCGACCAAAAGCUGCGAACUCUGUUGUAAAUUGCCAGGAGAGGAUCAACCGUGCCUAUCAUCGUUCGCAUGGAAUUCAGCGCCUUACGAUAUUCCUGAUAUGCUGUCGAAGCCAGGCACACCGUGCAACGAUUACAAUGGCUAUUGCGACGUCUUCCAAAGAUGUCGAGAGGUGGAUCCAAGCGGACCACUGGCAACUCUACGAAGACUUUUGUCGGACGCUACUCUAGCGAGUUUUCAACGCUGGAUGAUCAAUCGCUGGUACAUCGUUGCAGUAACCGUUGUUGUCUCGCUGUUAAUCGUGGCGCUCGUAACGUAUUCCCUGAGCAAACGACGCAACAGCCGCGUGAAAAUUCUGGCAAGCACAAGGGAUCAGCUACACGCGGUUUCCGAAGGGACGAACGCGAGCGACGAGCCGACAAGGGAGCGUUCGUCCGUGCGGAAGGUACAAUCUAUGGACAUUUCGUGGCUGAAAAGGAGGAUCGUCGAAACGAUGAAGAGCAUCGCGUCCCCGAGAAGGAAGAAGGACGCGUCCUCAGAGGCGGGCACGUUCCUCGCGCGGAUUUCUCGACUGUUGGCCAGAGAUUCGGCCGUUCGUAACUCCGAGGAGAAAUCUUCGAACGAAGCGGAACAGUUGUGUAGAAGCAACGUGGAUAAAACGAAGGAAGAAAGCAAGAAAAACGGAAGCAAACAAAAAGAUGAGAAUGAAAGAUUCAUGGUGGUAGUUUCGCCAGAGAAGGAGACCGACGUCUGGAGACGAGUCUGUCUGUUGUUCGUCGGAAGUCGCCGUAAUCGUGCAAGUUGCUCUCCAACACGAAGAAAAUCGAAUAGUGGCGAAUCGACGCGUGCACAACCUUGGAGAAAAACGGUUCAAGUCGAGAAACUGUGCACCGGUUCCAAGGUGAUCGUGAGUUCUUGUAGAAAAGGAGACAGGUAUCAAACGGAGCCUCUGGUGGCUCCUGAUACUCCGGACACUCCUGGCGAGACUUCAGAGACGAGAAGUCAGACGUCGGAUUUGACUGUGUUGCUCUCUGACAGUUAGUUUCGAAGGAGGAAGUAUCGUGAAUUCUUACCUGAGAAUCUGAGUGUUUAUUUUCGUCUGGAACGCUCAUCCGCGAGUAUUUUCGUCUGUGGCAAACAUUUAUUUCGAUUUUACAGUUGAUUCUGCUACUCCAACAAUCUUCGUGUUUUAAGUUUCCACUUUGGUUUCUCUGACGCACUGAAGCAGCUCCUGUGUAGUUUCCGAAAUUACGAACUGAAGGGUUGAGAACUGUAAGAAGAUACUUCUACAAUAAUUCUACAAGAAAUCAAAAAUGUUGAUGAGAAAUAGAUUUGAGAAACGACGUAUCUUUUUAAGUGUAAAUAUUGUACAGAAUCUUAUACCGCUAUCGUCGUAGACUACUUUUUAGAGUAAGGCCCACAAGGUUUGCGGAAUCGAAUGGAUUGUUGUAAUUCAUUUUAGUCAGAGAGCUCUUCACCUAGAAGCGGACCAAACGUAGAUGGAAGAUCGUCCAGCGCUGAACUUCGUAGACUCGUGUAUAUAAAAACAGAACGAUUGUUACUGUAUAAUAAAUCGUGCGUCACCGUUCAUUAUUAACCCGCAAUUAACUCAUCUGUGUUCCCAUCAUUCGUCGAUUAUGGAUAUUUCGUUAGCUUACGGCAUCCCUCGUUUCUUUCUCGAAACUCAAUUUAUCAUUCAAAAGCCAAGUUGAUCAGAUCUACUUCUUAUAAGUUUUUUAGUUUGUUUAUUCAUUUACGCGAUUAACGUUCAAUUUUCAAAAGACAAGCAAUGCGCUUCUAUAAAUUUCAUUAUUGCAAUGAAAUUGCAUACAUAAUUACAAAUUUCAAUGCAAAUUUUGAAAGUACUGCGUUUGGAGUCUCAUUACGCAAAUUCAUUUCUUUAUGAAUAUGAUUAAAGAAGUGAAACGAAAUUAAAGAUUCGUUUUAUCCACUAAAUAUUACAAUGAAUAUUAUAUUUUGAAUAUUUUACAUACAUGUAUUUUUGGUCUACUCGUUACUUUACUCGACUUUUCAACUUAUGAAGGUGGUUACUAUGGCUUCUGAGUGACACGUGUGUCAGACAUGCUUGACCUUUACUACUUGAAUCUAUUUCUGUUGAAUAAUACAUCGAACGUACACUAAAUCUAAGUAUGUAUCUAUUUAUUAUACGAUAAUAUCGCUUACUAAGAGGUUAUAAUUUGUUCGAUAAGAACUUCAAUGUUAAAUAUUUGACAAAUUUCUCCAAGGAUUUCGUAUCGCCAUAGCCAAUUAUUUUGAGCAUAUUAUUAUAACGUCUCUGUAUGUUUAAACGAACGUUUCCUUAUUAUAGCUGACGUUAAUUAAAAUAAUAAUACAAAAGUUGAUUAUAAUUCUUACUGUACCUCCGCUUGAAAGAAAUGUAACAUACCUAAAUAUGUAAUAAAAAAAGAGAGUGAACGUUUGGAAAAACUUUCGUGUGAAUUAGUUAAAAUAAAAAUACGUUCGACUUUACCAACAAACUGUAAACAUGAAUUCAAACGUUAUCGACGUGUGAUUGUUCUAUUAAACUUCCCAUCUGCUGGUAACUUUUUAGAGUAUCAACAUUUUUGCAAGAAAUUCCUUGCCUAGCGAUUAAAUACUCAAAAUGAAAUAUGAAAAAGUGACAGUGAGUUAGAAGAAAAGCCUGAGAAUAAUUUAGAUAAUUUAUUAAUAUUCUAAACGCGAUUAUGUCAAAGUAUAAUGUUUAUAAAAUAUCAAAAUCAAAAUUGUAGUCGAUAUUAUUGUAAAAAUCGUCUAUGUAAAGCUUGAAAUAUGAUAAUUUUAUAUGUAAAACUAUAUCUGUGAAAGCAAAAUGGAAUAAUAGCAAAGUUAUCGACUGAAAUUUACCGAGCGUAGUUUCGUUUCCAUAUCGAAGAAGUCGACCUAACCUCGGCGGGUAUAACAUAAACUGAGAAUUGAAACGAAGCGUGCCACGUAUUAAAGUGGCUUAGCAAUUUAGAAACGACAAAUAUGAAUUUCUCCAAUUUUCUUUCAAUAAUUUACAACUCUUACAUUACCUUUAUCUAUCUCCCAAUAUUUUCCAUUUUCAAACAGGUUGAAGAAGAGAUUCCAAACAACCAUUCGAAUAUCAUUUUUUUAUUAACGUUUUAUCAGUUACAAUUUUGAUUACAUACAUAUAAUGUAGAUUCUUCUUUAAACACAUGUCGCUAUAAUACAAAUGACGAGGAUAAAAAUUUGGAGUGCGUAAAAAUGUAAUUAGAUGACGAUUUUUUUUCUUUUUGUUUCUUUCUUUCAUUCUUGUUUUCUCCCUUAUUAUCCCAUUGGUCAUGGCGAUGGGCCAACUUUGAAUGUAUAUUAAUAUAAUAUACCGAGCUGGCCCAUGUCCACUAAGGGUUAAAGUUUAAUUAUUUUUUACGGUCACAUCUUUUUUUUUUUAAAUCAUUCCUAAUUCGCUACUUUGUUUCACUUUUUUUUUCUUUCCUUUAUACAGUAUAAUCGGUGCACAUCCGUCGCGCAAGACUGGUCCAGUAAUUAGCGAUUGACCGAUGCGCUGAUCAAGUGAAAAUCUCGAAUAUUGUUUACACCGACCACACAGGCACGGAUUAGCGCCAAAUUCAGAGGACAGGAUAUUUACAGAUGAACAAACGGCUUGCCCAGGCGUUCGUCCACUCGCUUCGUGGACGUUCUACUUUAUAUACACGUUCGGUGCACCUUCUUUUUCGUCUCUUCUUUUAACAUUCUUUCACCAUUCCUCGCAUCGUUCACCCCUCGAGCCUCGAUCAAUAAAUACCUAUCGAUAUAUCGAUUCUCCGGAGAAAUAAAAAUUUGCAAAAAUAAAACAGACUUAAAGCAACGAAUUAUCCUACUUUCACCCCUAACUCCAAACGUUGCUUUGUAAAACAAGAUACGGAACAAGACACAAGGAGUUCGAGUACCAUUCGAAUUGCCACUAGUGGCGAGAAUCAAAUAUGAAAAUCGAGCGUCGUGUCGGUUCAAACAUUCGAGGAACUAAUGAGAAGAAGAACGCGUAGAGGUUCGUGAGUUUAAAAAGCAAUAGGAACGGAGAAGCUCGACUUGUCUUCUGAGAGUAUUGGAAGGGAAACAAGAGGCUGGUCCUUUGAACUUGGAACAAAGAUAAGACUCAAUUUGUAUACGAGAAUAGUAGUAGUAUCUUUCUCUUCGUCUGCUUUCUUAUUUAUAUGUCGAUUGUUUUUAAAUAAUUAUGUACUUGUUACGUAUCUACCAAACUACGAAAGUAGAGAAUAAUUGUAAAAGAGUACGAAGCGAGUUUAUUUGUAACAUUUAAAUAAUUGUCUAUAUCUUAUCUCUUGAUUCAAUGCAACAAAAAUUGCACAGUAUAAUAACACUCUAUUAAAAACAAUUCGUGAUAUGAAAACACUGUUUCUGGUAAAACACAGCAAAUGUAACGAACUACAAAAUUUUAUGUGAAUUUAUAAAACAUUGAUCGUUUAGUGUUGAAACAAUCGAUGACUAAAGUAUAAAAGCUGUACGAGCAAACUAAAAGUUUAAGACGUAGUGAAGAAUUUUUAAAAUAUUUAAAUACAACGAAAUUGAUGGUAUCGUCUAUUUUUUCGUGAGUCUGUAAAAAUUUUUACGAAAAAUUGCGAAUUUCUCCAUAAUUGAGCAGAUCUGCAAAGUGGAAAUAGGAUUUAGAGAAGCAGACACUAAUCAGCUAAGAGCGUGUUCAAUCUCGUCGAUUACCUCUCCGUUUCCCAGCUCGAAUUUCAGAAGAUUCGCGAAAGGAAGAAGGAUUUUACCGUCUGCAGUUCGGCUGCUCAGUCCAAAGGCCGCAAAUAACGCUUUCGAGUAAUUUUUGUUCCUAUCCCUGAGCCAAAAUCUACUUGGGACCUUUCUGACUCAGGACCGAUGUCUUGCUUUUAUUAUCUUCCGUGUAGGUGUUGCAGUUGCCGUGGACGGAAAGGAACGAUCCUUUUUUCUGUCGAGAAAUCGUCUUCUCUUUCGGGUAAUUAACAACACGAAUGAUAAUAGUCGACAUCGUGAGUCCUGGUUCACACGAACUCUUUACAGGCUAAGGAAUCUUCCGCGAAUCUGAAGACAUCACGAAGUGUUGCGUUUCAAUGACAGGAUGUGAUUUCAACUCGAGAAACGAGAGAAUAGAUUGAAACAUCUAUUUGGAUGUUUCAUUCAUAGGAGCUCUGUCGAUAAGUGUCUUCGUAAGAUGAAUUAUAACGAAACAACGUAAUUAAAACUACGAAAGAAUACAUAGUAGACAUUUUCUCCUUUUUUUUUUUUUUUUUUUUUUUU